AUGCAGGUCCUGCGCAACGCGUUGUUCAUCGCAUACGGCAACGCCAACUUCACUCGAAGCGCCUUUCUGAAACACGCCAAGUCGUUUGAAGACGCUGACGAUCAGACGGCCACAGCAGGUGUUAGCACGGACGCUCGGCGGCUCGAUGAGGUUCGGAAUGCCGAAGCUGAGGUUCGGCAUGACGGUGCUACGGGCGCCGAGCCUGCAGCAGCGGACGCGCGGGGGCGGCGGGACAUGCAGGGUCGCGUGUGCGUGGUGACGGGGGGCAAUCAGGGCAUUGGUCGCGCCGCUGCUACCGCCAUGGCGCAGAGGGGAGCGACGGUGCACAUAGUGUGCCGUAACGAGGCCAGAGGGGCGGCAGCAGCCUCUGAGAUCGCCGCCCAGACAGGGAACGACCAGGUGUUUCUUCAGCUCUGCGACCUCUCCUCGCUCUCUCAAGUGCACUCCCCUCGCGGAUUGACAAUUCUAGUGUGGCCCUUCCCGCCCUUUUAUCUCAAAAGAGCCUUCCCCGCCCUCCCUUCCCGCCAGCUCUGCGACCUCUCCUCGCUCUCUCAAGUGCGCUCCUUGGCUGAUCGGCUAGCUGAGCUAAACACGCCCAUUCACGUGCUAGUGAACAACGCUGGGGUGAUGGAGCAUGAGAAGAAGACGUCGCCUGAUGGGUUUGAGCUCAACUUUGCAGUGAACGUGCUCGGAACUUUUGUUCUGACCGAAGCACUCCUGCCGUUGCUGCAGCGGGCAGCCUCAGAAUCAAAAGUCAUCACUGUGGCCACUGGGGGCAUUCUCACUCAACCGCUCAGCACCGAUCUGCAAAUGGAAGACACCAAGUUUGAUGGGACUGAUGCAUAUGCUCGCAACAAGAGAGUGCAGGUGGCUCUAACAGAGAAGUGGGCGGAGCUAUAUGGGGUACAGCCAGGAGUAGGGUUUUACUCCAUGCACCCGGGGUGGGUCGACACGGCCGUCCUUCAAACCAGCAUGCCUGGAUUCUACAACACAUCCAAGGCCUCGCUGAGAAGGCCAGACGAGUUCAAGACCUCUUUGAGGAGGCCAGAGGAGGGGGCAGACACCAUAGCCUGGCUGGCGAGUCAACCCGAGUCAAAGCUGGUCAAUGGGGGUUUCUACUUUGACCGGCGGGUUGCUUCCAAGCACCUUCCUUUUGCAGGCACGGAGUACAAGAAGGAAGUUGUGGAUGAGAUCUACACCAAGCUGAAGGAGCUCGCUAAAAUAACAAAAGAAUAG
Messenger RNA from Closterium sp. NIES-65, 1236 nucleotides. Lineage: Eukaryota; Viridiplantae; Streptophyta; Zygnematophyceae; Desmidiales; Closteriaceae. The record is from the annotation of a GenBank genome assembly.